AUGGCUACAAACACAAGUUCUUCAAUCACCCCCAUGGGCAUAGCUACCAACUUCCCCAUCUAUCUCUUCCUCCUUCUCCUCACUAUAGGCUGCACCACCUCCACCCGUUUCCUCAACCAAGUGCCCCCACAAUUCACUUUUCCAGCUGUUUUACCCGCCACAUCACCCGAUGACAUGUCACUUUUGCCAAGUGGCCAGGUCCCAGCCCCCAUUGUCACCACCCCGAUUGCCGAAGAAGUCGUCGCACCCAGCAUCGCCCCUUCCGUGGCGAUCGGGACGACGACUCCAUCAUCCCCGGGAACAACUACCGGUGGUGCGUUAUCUUUCUUCAUGCACGACAUUCUAGGAGGGUCCCGUCCUUCCGGGAGGGUAGUAACCGGAAUUGUAGCGAAUUCCAACGUGAACAAUCUCCCUUUCUCGAAAACCAACAACCAAGUUUUCCCAAUAAACGGAGGAAUCCCAUUAAACACCUUAACCGGAGUCAUCAACAACAACAACAUGCCAUUCCUGGUCGGCCUCAACGGUCAACAGAAUGUCGCCGGAGCCAAUUCCGUUAUCCAAAACACCGGCAACAACAACGUGGCAUCCGUCGGCAACGGAAACCUGCCUUUUGUUUCCGCCGGUCAGCUCCCAGCCGGACUUACCCUUCAACAGGUAAUGUUUGGAUCGAUAACCGUCGUUGAUAACGAAUUGACAGAAGGACAUGAACUGGAUUCAGCUGUGUUGGGUAAAGCUCAGGGAUUUUACUUAGCAAGUUCAUUGGAUGGAACUGGUCAUACUCUGGUUUUGACAGCUUUGUUUCAUUCCGGCGAGCAUCAUGAAAUAGAAGAUACGAUUAGUUUUUUUGGGAUACAUAGAACAGGGUCACCGGAAUCGCAGAUUGCGGUGAUCGGAGGGACGGGGAAGUAUGAACAUGCAAAAGGGUAUGCGACAAUUACAACACUUCAUCAACAGGAUCAACAUACUACAGAUGGGGUGGAAACGAUUACAGAGUUUACUGUUUAUCUUACUUAUGUCAUUUGA
Impatiens glandulifera is the source of this 1023-nucleotide messenger RNA. Its product is annotated as dirigent protein 24-like. The transcript has a single exon. The record is from RefSeq and is a predicted model, not a curated record. NCBI's taxonomy places the organism in Eukaryota, Viridiplantae, Streptophyta, Magnoliopsida, Ericales, Balsaminaceae. Bases 1 to 1023 code for a protein of 340 amino acids.